Molecule: messenger RNA, 1879 nt
Organism: Trachemys scripta elegans
Lineage: Eukaryota; Metazoa; Chordata; Testudines; Emydidae
Exons: 2
Coding region: 83-1366 (427 amino acids)
Biological process (GO): virion assembly
Source: RefSeq, a predicted model, not a curated record
GUGUUAAGAAAUAGGACUGAUAUUUUGCUCAAGUGCCAUUUGACUCUGACAGGCUAAACCCCAGAACCCUCCCACUGUUGUAAUGCCAGAAUCGGUGUCCCCUUCGGCUCCUCCACCCCCACAGGUUUCAGAGAGUACCCCCCCCCCCCCCGUGGGAUUGUAUCCGUUGAUUACUGAGAGUGUGGUAGCCUGUCCAGGAACACAGGAACGGCCAGCCCAGAUAGUGUCUGUAUAUUCGCAUGUACCUUUCAAUCCAGUCCAUCUAGCUGCUUUUAAGGCAGAGGCAGGAGAAUUCUCAACGAAUCCAAGCAAGUUCAUUUCUAUUUUUGAAGGGUGUCUAGCUAGCCAUAAGCCUGACUGGGAUGACUGUAAUAUACUUAUGAGAACCCUGUUGUCUGAAGUGGAGCGGAAUCAGGUCAUAGCCAAAGCCAGGGAGGAGGCACAGAAAAGGUAUGAUGAGGAUAGAGAAGGCAAGCCUUUGCCGGAUGUCGCUGUCCCCCUAGUGGACCCCCGGUGGAAUCCGAAUGAGGAGGGGGAUUUGAGGCUGCUUAACUCCUAUAAGGAACUGCUUAUGCAUGGUCUCCGACACUCAGCUGUCAGGCAGGUUUUUCCUCUAGUCUGGGCAUCAGGGGUCCCAGGGAAAGCAAACCGUCAAACCCCCGUGCAUAUUCAGCUCCUCACAGAAAAAAGCCCAGUGCGGAUCAAACAGUAUCCAAUUAAAAGGGAAGCCAGAGAGGGACUGCAAGAGACUAUAGAUCAGUUCCUGGAGUGCGGUGUACUACGAGAAUGCCAGUCAGCUUGGAACACCCCCAUUCUGCCCAUACAGAAGCCCAAUGGCACGUAUCGGCUGGUACAGGACCUCAGGGCGGUUAAUGAGCGGGUUAAGACUCUGUACCCCCUGGUUCCAAAUCCGUAUACACUGUUGGCCUCUAUAGGGGGGCAAUAUACCCAUUUCUCAGUCCUAGAUUUAAAAGAUGCUUUCUUCACGAUUCCAGUUGACAUCCAGUCUCAGGAGAUUUUCUCCUUCGAAUGGGAAGACAAACGAAGGGUUAAAAAGCAGCUUUGCUGGACAGUAUUGGCUCAAGGAUUUAAAAAUUCCCCCACUCUGUUCGGCCAGGCUUUGGCCAGAGACUUGGAGGAGUGGGAUAAUUCAGACAGAACCCUCCUGCUGCAAUAUGUAGAUGACUUGUUAAUUGCUGCUGUGGGUCUAAUCCCUUGUCUCAGAGCUACUGUGAGUCUCCUAAACUUUAUUGGACUGCGAGGAUACAGGGUAUCUCAAUAUCUUUCAGAGGUUCAAUAUCUGGGAUUUCACAUCAGGCAGGGAGAGAGACAGCUUUCAAACGAAAGAAAGGAGGCUAUCUGCUAAGUUCCCAUCCCCAGCAACCGUAAACGGCUUAGGGCAUUCCUGGGCAUGGCAGGUUUUUGCAGAAUAUGGAUUCCAGAGUUUGGACUGUGGGCUAAACCUCUGUAUGAAUGUGUUAAGGGAGCAGAUCAUGACCCCUUUCACUGGUCCCCAGAAGCGGACAGGGCAUUUCAGUUUUUAGGUGCCUAGAAGCGUCCUGUGGCAUACUUUUCUAAACAACUGGAUCAAGUUUCAAAGAGAUGGCCAGCCUGUUUGAGGGCGGUCGCAGCUACUGCUCUAGUGCUUGGGGAAGCUGAAAAACUGACACUGGGAGGAACUGUGCAAGUGUAUGUUCCCCAUAUGGUCCAAGCCUUGCUGGACACUAAGGGUGGUCUUUGGCUCACACAGGCUCGGGUUGCUUGGUACCAAGAGAAACUGUUAGAGAAUCCUGAAGUCACCCUGCAGAUCUGUCCCUCCCUUAAUCCAGCUACACUGCUACCAGAGACAGAAAAGCAGGAACAUGACUGUCUAGAAAUC